AUGGGGUGCACGGUAAUCAAUGCAAAAUGGGUAAAACUUGUUCGACAAAAAGGCUCAUAUGGAAGGUUGGUAUUUCUUAGAGAAUAUUUCAUGGCAGUCCCAGUAAAGGAAGCGAUAAUUAUCCUUAUUGAGAGGUUGAAAAAUGAUCCUAGCUUUACAUCAAAAUUUACCUUUGAAGAAAUAAAAACACUUUUAGAUAUAUGCCUUUUGCAUUGUUAUUUUUUAUUUGAACAUGACAUUUAUGAACUUGAAGUUUCUGGACCUUUUGGUUUAGGACUUAUGGUAGUAGUUGCGGAGUGUUUUCUGCAGUUUCACGAAAGUAAUGCUAUUGCACAAGCAAUUUCCAAUAAUAUUCAAUUAAAGUCAUUUAAAAGAUAUGUCGAUGACACCCAUUCUCGUUUUAACUCUACUGAAGAUGCGAAAAAAAUUUUAAUACUACUUAAUAACCAACAUAAAAAUAUUCAGUACACCAUGGAAAUCGAAAAUGAAAAUAACACGCCGAACUUUCUUGAUGUUACUAUUAUUAACAAUAAAACUGGUACGUACGAUUUUAAAGUUUACCGUAAAAAUGCCUUAACUAAUGUCCAAAUCAAACCUAACUCAUGCCAUGAUCCAAAAAUUGUAAACGGAAUUUUCAAAGGUUUUGUUCAUAGGGCAUUAUAUUUAUGCUCUAAUAAUAAUAUUGAACAAGAGUUAUUAUUUCUAGUUGAUGUUUUUGUAGAAAAUGGUUAUAAAAAAACGAUCCUGGAACAUAUUAUAAAAACCACUAAAGAAAUUUUACAUAUUAAAACUACUUAA
Hydra vulgaris (swiftwater hydra) is the source of this 798-nucleotide messenger RNA. NCBI's taxonomy places the organism in Eukaryota, Metazoa, Cnidaria, Hydrozoa, Anthoathecata, Hydridae. The record is from RefSeq and is a predicted model, not a curated record.